This is a messenger RNA of Protomyces lactucae-debilis, 336 nucleotides long. RefSeq lists its product as uncharacterized. The record is from RefSeq and is a predicted model, not a curated record. The transcript has a single exon. NCBI's taxonomy places the organism in Eukaryota, Fungi, Ascomycota, Taphrinomycetes, Taphrinales, Protomycetaceae. The annotation marks the transcript as partial.
GUACAAAACAUCAAAGUCAAGCGUCAGAUUGGCGGGCUACGCGGUGGAAUCACUGGGUUUCUACUUGGCAUGACCCUUGCUGGUGCAUUGGGAUACGCUUACCUCCUUGAAGACUAUGAGCGUGCGAGCCAGCGGCUGCACACAUCGGUGGAUAGUCUCAGCGAAUCGACAGGAACCGUGACGGAACAUGUACGGCGUAUCACACUGGCAGAGCGUGAAUUGGAGCGUAUGAAGAGGGAUAUGCCUACGCGGCAGGAGAUGCAGCUGCUACGACAAGAAAUGCACAAGAUUUAUGCGGGUGCGCAUGCAGAGGUGUUGGAUUUACGAGGACAACUC